AUGGAUUCAGUAGAAUAUAAGCUUAGUCCUAAGUUAGCUAGGCUGAGGAGGAUUUGUAUCAUCAAUGAGAAGAGAAAUAGAAAAAUACAAGCUUCCAUACAGAAUGCUUCUGAGAAUGAUUUUGCAAACAACACAUUGCUUCCAAUAAAGAGAAGGUCCCACAUGAUUUCUAAUAACAACAUAACGGAUUUUUGUUCAUUAAGUAUUGGCUUUGUUUCUCACACACAAAUACUCCCAAGUAAGAGUAUAGUGCUUAGGGAGAAAUCAAUCAUCGAAUCAUUAUGUAGAAAUAGCAAAGAGUUGUUUAAUUCUUCUCAAUUCUUCAAUGGUGAGAGCUCUAACCAAGUUGUCUACAAUAAGAAACCGGUAUCACAUGUUAACAAUGGACAUUAUGAAGGUCUUGAUGCCUUUGAUGAUAUAGUGAUUGACUCAGAUUAUAUUCAACAAGAAAUUCAUAAUAAUAAUACAGGGUCAUCUAGCUUAAACACAUUAUCCAAUUGCAAUUUGACAUGCGAAAUAGUUACCUGGGAUGCUGGGGAUCCAAUUCAUGUAUGUCGAUAUUGCAAAGCUAUGAUGUGGGACGGUGAAAGGCUAUCUAAGAGCAAAGGAAGUAAUAUCCCUAUAUUCCGCACAUGUUGCAUGAGUGGGAAGGUUGAGCUUCCUUUUCUUAGGGAGGCACCCCAGAUUUUACAAGAUUUGCAUUUUGAGGAUGAUGAACGUGGUAGAUACUUUCGCAAGAACAUACGUUCUUUUAAUUCCAUGUUUUGCUUAAUAUCCAUGGCUGGUAAAAUUAAUCACAAUAUAAACAAUGGAUCUGCACCUCCUACGUUCUCUCUUAGUGGUCAAAAUUACCAUUCAAUUGGAAGUUUGCUUCCCUCACCAAGUGAUAUUCCAAAGUUUGCACAGUUAUACAUAUACGACACUGAAAAUGAGAUUCAAAAUCGCAUAUCUGCCAUCAGAUCUUCCAAUUCGAAUAAUGUUAUUGAGCAAACAAUUGUUAAUGAGUUGAAACAAAUGAUGGAUCUUCACAAUCCUCUUCCAAAGUCAUUUCGAUGUGCACGCGGUCGCUUCAAAGAAGAUUCAAAAACUAAUAUCAAGCUCAAACUAAUUAGAAAAAGGGAAAAGGAUGGCAGGAGGUAUAACCUCCCAACAGCUUCUGAGGUUGCAAUACUUAUUGUUGGUGAUAUUGAUGAGUCAAGUUUGCAGAGAGACAUCAUUCUUGAGACUACCUCUAACAGGCUAAAAAGGAUAGAUGUCCUUCACCCGUCUUACCUGUCUCUACAGUAUCCUUUGAUUUUUCCCUAUGGGGAGGAUGGUUUUAGGCCAGGUAUUGAGAACUCUUCCACGUUUGAUAUUUCUGGUACUAAGAAGAGAAAGACUAUAAGCAUAAGAGAAUUCUUUUCAUACAGAAUACAAAUGCGUUUGGAAGGAUCAUCUAUACUAUUACAUUCAAGAAGAUUAUUUCAGCAGUUCUUAGUUGAUUCAUAUACUAUGAUUGAGUCUGAGCGUCUUAGAUAUUUACGCAACAACCAACCUAAGCUCAGGGUUGACAAGUACAACUCAUUGCACGAAUCUUUAGUUAGGGGAGAAGCUGAUGCGAUUCUUUCUGGUCAAAGAAUAAUUCUUCCAAGCAGUUUCACUGGUGGUCCUAGAUACAUGUUUAACAAUUGUAAAGAUGCAUUUGCCAUUUGCAAGUAUUUUGGAUACCCCAAUUAUUUUAUCACAAUUACUUGCAAUCCUGAAUGGGACGAGAUCAAACGCCUUUUACAUGGCACUGGCCUUAAGGCAGAGGAUCGUCCUGAUAUUGCCUCAAGAAUCUUUAAUGUGUGCACAGUUGAAUUUCAGAAACGAGGUCUACCACAUGCUCACAUUCUGUUGUUCAUGCAACCACAAUAUAAGCCUAAAUCACCCGAUGAUAUUGACAGCGUGAUAUCUGCUGAAAUCCCUGAUAAGACUAAUAUGCCUAGACUUUAUGCAGCUGUUGAGAAGUUCAUGGUUCAUGGUCCAUGUGGGAGGCACAACAUCAGUAGUCCAUGCAUGAUAAAUGGAAGGUGUUCUAAGUUUUUUCCAAAGCCAUUCAGGAAUAGAACGAUUAUUGACGAGGGUGGUUUCCUAAAGUAUAAAAGGCUGGAUAAUGGUCAUACAAUAACUAAGAAGAAUGCAAUUUUGGAUAAUUCUUAUAUUGUACCUUACAAUCCUGAUCUACUCUUAAAGUAUGGUUGUCACAUUAACGUGGAGCAUACAUGUCAGACUUCUUCUAUUAAAUAUUUAUUCAAGUACGUCCGUAAGGGUAAUGAUAGGGUUACUGCCUCAUUUUACCAAACAUCUGGUGAUGGGUCUUCUCAACAAGUUGUUGAUGAGAUACAUAACUACAAUGAUUGUCGUUACAUUUCUGCAUGUGAGGCAGCUUGGCGGAUAUUUGGUUAUGAGAUUCAGCUUAAAGAACCUGCAGUGAUUCGUCUACCAUUCCACCUACCUGACAAGCAACCAGUUGUUUUCAAGGACCAUGAGAACAUUGCUGAUGUUAUUCGACGUGUAGAUGGUAAGGUUACUAAGUUAGCUGCUUGGAUGUUGGCUAAUCGUGAGUAUCCUUUUGCUAGAUCUUUAACAUACAGCGAAUUUCCUACAAAAUUUGUAUGGAAAGAUGAUUCAUGCAUGUGGUUUCCUCGCAAACAAGGCUUUUCUAUUGGACGGCUGACUCAUGUUCCACGUGGUACGGUGAGGAUUAUUACAUGA
Arachis ipaensis is the source of this 2736-nucleotide messenger RNA. The record is from RefSeq and is a predicted model, not a curated record. Lineage: Eukaryota; Viridiplantae; Streptophyta; Magnoliopsida; Fabales; Fabaceae.